AUGCGUUUCUCGAUUGUCUUCACCACCCUCUCGGCCAUCGCCCUGGUCCAGGCUCAGAGCACUUCCUCGUCCGCUUCUGAGACCGUUGUGGAGAACCCGGCCACCAAGUACCUCACCGAGACUAACUCCCUUGGUGUUGUCACCGGCCAGCCCGUGGCUGUCACCAGCCAGGCCUCCGUGGUCACCAGCCAGCCCGCCGUCGUGACCUCGCAGCAGCCCGCCGCCUCUAUCCCGGCCGGUCUCACCUCUCCCGUCGCUGGUGUUAGCAGCACUCUGUCCACUGCUACCCGCAGCGGCUCGACCACCAGCAGCGCCGACUCUUCCAAGGCCACCGGCACCUCCACUUCCACCAGCUCCUCGGACUCUUCCUCUUCCUCCGACUCUUCGUCAUCUGACUCCAGCGCCAGUGCCAGUGCCAGCGCCAGCUCCAGCUCUGUCUCCACCGGUGGUGCUGCCAUCGCCACUGCCGGCCCCGUUGGCCUCGGCAUGGCCGCUGCUGCUCUGGUUGCUUUCCUGUAA
Messenger RNA from Penicillium nucicola, 519 nucleotides. RefSeq lists its product as uncharacterized. The coding region runs from base 1 to 519 and encodes 172 amino acids. The record is from RefSeq and is a predicted model, not a curated record. NCBI's taxonomy places the organism in Eukaryota, Fungi, Ascomycota, Eurotiomycetes, Eurotiales, Aspergillaceae. The transcript is spliced from 2 exons.